AUGUUCUCCAAGCCAUCUCAUUUUAUUCAUAACACCGUUCAAUUCUUCAGAGAAUUCACAAAGUUUAUGGCUAUUGAAUGGGUGAGUAUCAUAAUUUAUAUUCAUAUUAUUUCAAAAAACUUAUUUUUUUUCAGUUGGGACAACAAGUCAACUUCACAAAAAAAGCACAUUUCCAUGAUUUCUGUCAAAUUAUUGUAAAAAGGUAUCAACUAGUUUGUGAAAUGUUCGAAUCAAUUGAUGAUACAAAGAUAGUAAGUUUGAAACGUACCACGCCCAGGUUGAGGCAUAUGCAUUAAAAAUCAACGGGAUCUGUACAAUUAUUUACACCGUAAUCUGAAACAUGAUGGCCAAAAUAGAAAAGAUGGUCGAAAAUAUCAUAAUAUCGAUCAGAAUUGCUGAAAAAUUCUCAAUUUCAAACUAUUCUUUCAAAUAGAAUUGAAGAAACCUGCACUGUAUAUCCUCAUUUUUGGGAAAACCUCUACAAAUUUGAUAAGUGUCAUCAGAUGUCAUAUUUUGGGGAAACCAGAUUUCGGUUCCACGAUGAUAUGAGCCAUGAUUGUAGAAUGGAAUACAAGUAAUUGGACGAUGGACACUUUCAACACAAAUUGGAAUAUGAGCAACCUAAAGAGAGAGAGAAGGGGAAUAUGAGAGAGUGCAGAGAAAAACAGCAGCAAAGUUACUCUAAUUAUUCAAAACGUUAGGGUAACUUUGGCAGGUUACGAUCAACUGAAACCCGUCGAAUCUGAAAUUUUCGUUUUUCAUUGAAAAAUCGAGGUUUCAUGGGAAAUUUCCAGAUUUCGCACAGGGGAAACCGCAAGCUUCCGCGAAUUGAUGGAUGACUUCAGAUUUUCAGCUGUGAAUAUUUUCGUGGUCAAAAAAUUCACCAAAUUCGGCAAGAAAAAAACAAAAGAGGAAAAAAGAAUUGACUUUUUCCUUAUUAAAUAAUAAUAAUUUCACGUGAACAUUUGACGUGGUUUGUGAGACGAAGAUAUUAUAAAAUCAUCAAGAUCUCACAUUAUUACAGUUCAUCAUUCAAAGAAGAUGCCGAAUCUGGAUUUCAAUUAUAAAGAAUUAGAAAAUUAUAUGGAUGUAAUCUUUCAAUCCGGGAAAUGCUGGUUAGUUUGAGAAAAAUAAUGAUAAUUCUACAAAUGAAUUGAUUUUUAAGGGGAAAAUGGAAUAUGGCUGAAAAUGGAACAAUUAUAUUCGAAAAACUUGGAUUCCAGGAAGGAAGAUAUCAAAAAUGAAUGUUCUCCAAGCCAACUCACUUUAUUCAUAACACCGUUCAAUUCUUCAGAGAAUUCACAAAGUUUAUGGCUGUUGAAUGGGUGAGUAUCAUAAUUUAUAUUCAUAUUAUUUCAAAAAACUGAUUUUUUUCAGUUAGGACAACAAGUCGCUUUCACAACAAAUGCCAUGACUGCUGUCAAAUUAUUGUAAAAAAGUAUCAACUAAAUUGCGAAAUGUUCGAAUCAAUUGAUACAAAUACAUCAUUAUCAUGUAUGUCGAACAAAAAUCAUCUUGAAAUAAUUCGCCAGAAACUGUAAGUUAUAUAUCAACAUAUGUAAAUAAUUUUGGAAUAUUAUUGCAGUUAGCUGAUAUUUCCGCUACUGUAAGAGAAAAACGACAAAAUUCAUAUUCAUCUUCCUCGAGUUGUUCGUUAAACAAUACUUCAAAACAUGAUGGUCACAAAUUGGUUGAACUGGAAUCAGAAAUCAAUUCAAUUUCACUCAAAACACAUGAAGAAAUUGAACCAAAAACUCCAACAUUAGAUGAAGAAUUGCCAUUAUUGACUGAAGAUAAGGAAGAAGAUGCGAAAACAGAGGAAAUCAUUGAUCAACCAAAUUUUUAUAAUGAAUUGAUGAAUCCCGAGAUAAGUGUGGAAAGAAUGUUUAUCGAGAAACACAAACAGUCAGAAAAUGAAGAAGAAUUCAGAAAAUGCCAAAAUCUACAAUUAAAGAGAAAGUGAGUUGAUAUUGAACUGAUUUUGUAAUGAAUUAUCAACACAUUUCCAGUUUACUGUCAUAUCAGAGCUCAAAAAGGCAAAUCCGGAUCUUCAAAAUUCGAGUUAUACGAAGUUGAAAGAAACAUUAUGGUCGAAUUUGUACAAUGUAAGUGUGCUGAAUGUUUUCUUUAAUUGCCAGUCAAUUUCAUUUGUUCAGACAGUGAGCAAUUUGUGGAAAAUCGAAGGCGAUGCGGAACUCAAAAGGGUCAUGAUAGAACUACCGCCCGAACACUUCAUCUCUGUUCAUUUAUGCAGAGAAUUCUCGAUUAUUUUUAAUGCUGGAAAAAAGAAGGAGAUCUUGUAUUGGAUCAACCAAUUAGAUGAUCAAACAAAGAGUGAAGACAUAAAGAAAGUAAGUUUGAAACAACACCAUCUGUUUUUUUUAUAACUAUUAUCAUUCAGAUGAUUGUUGCGGAAAAGGCGAAGAACAAAAAGAAGAAGAAUUAG
Messenger RNA from Caenorhabditis angaria, 2446 nucleotides. NCBI's taxonomy places the organism in Eukaryota, Metazoa, Nematoda, Chromadorea, Rhabditida, Rhabditidae. The record is from the annotation of a GenBank genome assembly.